Molecule: messenger RNA, 1012 nt
Organism: Balaenoptera ricei (Rice's whale)
Lineage: Eukaryota; Metazoa; Chordata; Mammalia; Artiodactyla; Balaenopteridae
Gene: FAM24B
Product: family with sequence similarity 24 member B
Exons: 4
Coding region: 560-955 (131 amino acids)
Source: RefSeq, a predicted model, not a curated record
GGGUGGAGAGCUGGAGUCCGGCGCAUGCGCACUGACAGCCUGGGUCUAGCUGCUGGGCUGUGCGCAGGCGCGGUGCGGCGCCCGUGGGAACCCAGUGGUGGUUUGACGUUGGCCUCAGAAAUGUGUGGAUGACGGUGGCUGGGCUGACCCGCAGGAUUGGUCCGGUGAGGAGAGUACGUCGUGAGAUUUGCUUUUGAUUAACUGUCAAACCUUAAAUGGUCCUCUGAGAGAAACAAAAUCUGAAAAGGUGAGAUUGAAAUUAAAUGAUUUAAAAUAGUAUUUGGGCAUUCACAUUUCCAUUGGUGCUAAAAUAUAUCUGAACAUGGAAUGGAAUUCAGAACUCCCUGAAAGAGAGCUGGUGUCCAAAGAGUUGAUGUCACACAGCCUAAGGCCUGAUAGGCAUACAAGUUGGAGCUGGACAGUGGUUGUCCAUUCUGGUCACACUGGUGGAGGCUGUGCUUCUAAAAGCGAGCUCUUCAAACUUAUAUCUCAAUUACUCCUAACAAGGAUAAUUAGAAUUUUCUUUCUCAGAUUAAGGGUUUGAGAAAUUCCUGAUAAGAUGUACUGUUCCCUAAAGUUUAUUUUAAUUGUAAUUUUUUUAAACUGCCAGCAUUCAUCUUUGAAUACCAGCUUUGACGACUUAGAUGCUCGUAAAGCUUCCAAAGUUAACACGAUAAUUAUGUUCUGCAUUGGUGGCGGUAUCCUUUUGGCUAUGCUUGUGCUGAUGGCUGCUGUCAUCUGUCUUUACUACAAAGUAGCCAACGCAUUGAAAGUUCCAAAGGUACCUAUUUGUUCGGCCUUAAAAAAUAAUCCAGCCAUGGUCACCCAGGACAAGGUCGCUGCGGCCAUCACCACUGGGCCUUAUCCCAACCUCCAAUGCUGUGAUGAAUGUAACUUGUAUGCUGGCUUUGAUGCCCUGCCACCAUGCUUCUGUGAUGCAAACGAGGGACUCUGACUUGGGUGGGCAUAAAUAUCUUUGUGAGCAAUAUUUCUUUCUUAGUAGAAUGUUUUA